AUGGCCAGAAGUGAACGUUCGCAAAUUGCACACCAGUUCUCAACCGACCUGUGGUUCCGCAAGGAUGCCAGGAUAUAUUUCGAUAAGAACGUUACCAUGAUCCACGGCUUCUGGUCUCAGUUUAGAAUUAACACGGAUGUGGAUGAGAGCAUAAAUGUCCCUGUCGUAAUGCAACUACUACGGGCUACCGACGAAGCCACCAUGGACGAGAGCAGCCCUUACUGGCAACGUCGGCUUGCCUACUUGCAGCUCCACCGCAGCCUCCAGGUGCUCAAGCGGAUCGUUGAACGGCAGAGGCGACGGAGGCAGAUCGAUCGCUCCCGUGGUAAGGGAAACUCGUCCAUUGUUCUCGAGAUCUACUCAAGCGCCUUGCAUGGAAAAAUGGGGAAUUACGCCGCCCAUCAAAUGCGGCUUGCCAAACGUUGGUCGUUGUCUCUUCGAGAGUCGCUCUUCCUAGCAGUUGCAUACUCGGAUUUCGCCGGAGCCAGAAUGUGCGCAAUAACUAUAUUCUAUGUCCCUCUAACACAGUGA
Cordyceps fumosorosea ARSEF 2679 is the source of this 531-nucleotide messenger RNA. RefSeq lists its product as hypothetical. The transcript has a single exon. Bases 1 to 531 code for a protein of 176 amino acids. Lineage: Eukaryota; Fungi; Ascomycota; Sordariomycetes; Hypocreales; Cordycipitaceae. The record is from RefSeq and is a predicted model, not a curated record.